AUGGUGGUGACCCAGUUACCAUGGGAGGAUCUUUCCAAGAUGGAUCAGAUGCCUAUGCCGAAAAACAAGGCGUUGCUUCCUGAUGCAAAGGAACGUCUGUCGCAAUUGGCGGAGCGAAUUCAUGAGGAUAUUCGCACUACGAGCCAUCACGCGGAUUGGAUUCCUCGCUUUUCAAAUGGUCCUGUCCUUGAUGUGCUUAUCAUUGGAGCUGGACAGGCUGGUUUAGGCGUGGCGUUUGCCUUGCAGAGAGAGCGAAUUGAUCAGGUCCUGGUCGUCGAUCAGGGCGACGAUCCCUACCGAGUAGGCCCAUGGAAACGGUAUGCUCGAAUGCACACCCUGCGCAGUCCCAAACGCAUGAAAGGGAUUGAGAUCGAUGUGCCCAGUCUGCAUAUCCAGCGGUGGUUUGAGGCGUGCUAUGGUAAAGAUGCUUGGCUUCAUACAGAUCUGGUGCCACGCAUGGACUGGAACGAUUACUUGGUGUUCUAUCGAUGGGUCACAAACAUCGAUGUACGUUUCCGCACACGCGUCAUAGCCGUACAUCGUCCUAUCGACGCGGAAGGCCCUUUCGAAGUCGACAUGUGUGAAUCGGGGAACGAACACCAUCAGCACAAACUCUAUGCCCGUCGUAUUGUGUUUGCCCUUGGCCUCAUUGGCGGCGGCGGGUCGUACGUGCCACCGAUGAUCGCUUCGCUACCCAAAGAAAAGUGGUUCCACUCGGAGGAAGAGCUGGACAUGGCCUCGCUACAGCACAAACGCAUUGCUGUGCUUGGCGGCGGCGCGUCAGGCUUUGAUAAUGCCGGCUCAGCGUUGGAGGCAGGCGCCAAAGACUGUGUCGUAUUCAUGCGUCGUAGUGAAGUGCCUAACAGCAACCCACUGCGCCGGAUGGAAUUUCCUGGCAUGCAAGAACAUUACUACGAUCUAGAUGACGCAUCCAAGCUCGAGUUUACUCUAUUCAACGGCGGCUUGCCUCAGCCACCGACGCAGCAUACUAUCUGGCGCUGCUUUGAACACUCCAAUUUCCAGUUGCGCAUGGCGGAAUCUUGGGAGAAGAUCGAAGAGCAGGACCACGGCCUUGUUAUCCACACACGUACGCAGGCUGGCGACUCGUUGCAGUACAAUGUGGACGUGAUCGUGGCGGCAACGGGGUACACGGUCAACCUCUCUCUCCGCCCCGAGUUGAAAGAGUUCCUAGACGACAUCCAGCUGUGGUCCGAGGCGUAUCCGCCCUCGGCCACGACGCCCGCGAAGGAUAAUCCCUACUUGGGCUCUGGAUUUGAGUUUACGCCUCGUGACGCUUCAAAAGCCCCAUGGAUUGCUCGGCUCCACCACUUUUCUACCGGCGCACGUACGUCCAUGGGUGUAACUGGCAAUCAGCUCUCUGGGAUUUACGGUGGUCUGAAGCGUAUGGCUUGGUCCAUCGCAACGUCGAUCACCAAAGAAAACUGGCCCAUUCUUAUGACAGAGUUCCGUGCUUUCCAGCACAUUGAGGUCACCAAUGUCGGCCCUCAUGGUGAACAUGAUCGACCGUAUGCCAGUCAGCCACAAUACUGUGGUGAAUGUACCAUUCUUUCCAACUAG
Molecule: messenger RNA, 1578 nt
Organism: Malassezia pachydermatis
Lineage: Eukaryota; Fungi; Basidiomycota; Malasseziomycetes; Malasseziales; Malasseziaceae
Exons: 1
Coding region: 1-1578 (525 amino acids)
Molecular function (GO): flavin adenine dinucleotide binding; monooxygenase activity
Source: RefSeq, a predicted model, not a curated record